CAGCAUUAUCAUGUACGUCUGUAGCUAAAACAAACACAUAAACCACUUUCCCUCUUUUCACUGUUGAGAUAAUCGCUUUAAGUCUUGGAUUUUUCAUUCAGUUCUCCAAAACCAAGUGGGCAGCGGCUAAUGGCUGCCAAUUUUUCUCUCCUACAUGUCCCUCCAUCCAUCUCUUCUCGGCACCAGCUCUGCUCUUUCCAAAGCAAACUUCAACUCAAAAAAUUUAAACCCAUAAACCCAUGUUUAUCCCCUUCAAUCCAAAAUGGGAAGUGUAAAUUUUCUGUUAUUUCUUGUGCUUCUUCGAAUGGAAGAGAGCCUGAGUCAUCGGAAGGUGGAAUUAAGGGUGUAGAGAAAAUUCUUGAAGAGAAACGACGUGCCGAAUUGUCUGCUAGGAUUGCUUCUGGGGAGUUCACUGUAAAGAAUUCUGGUUUUCCAUCUAUAUUGAAGAAUGGAUUGUCAAAAAUUGGUGUUCCAAAUGAGAUUUUGGAAUUUUUAUUCAAAUGGGUUGAUGCUGGUGAAGAUUAUUCAAAGAUUCCUGAAGCAAAAGGAGCAAUUAGUGCCAUUAGGAGUGAGGCAUUCUUCAUACCCUUGUAUGAGCUUUACCUCACAUAUGGUGGAAUUUUUAGAUUGACUUUCGGACCUAAGUCCUUUUUAAUUGUUUCUGAUCCUUCUAUUGCCAAACAUAUAUUGAAGGACAAUUCAAAAGCUUACUCAAAGGGUAUCUUGGCAGAAAUUCUGGAUUUUGUCAUGGGGAAAGGACUCAUCCCAGCUGAUGGAGAAGUAUGGCGUGUUCGGCGACGUGCUAUAGUCCCAGCAUUGCAUCAGAAGUAUGUAGCGGCCAUGAUUAGACUAUUUGGACAAGCAACAGAUAGGCUCUGCAAGAAGCUAGAUGCAGCUGCAUCUGAUGGGGAGGAUGUAGAAAUGGAAUCACUUUUCUCUCGUUUGACACUAGAUAUCAUUGGCAAGGCAGUAUUUAAUUAUGAGUUUGAUUCACUUACAAAUGAUACUGGAAUAGUUGAGGCUGUUUACACAGUCCUCAGAGAAGCAGAAGACCGAAGUGUUGCACCAAUUCCUUUCUGGGAGAUCCCAGUUUGGAAAGACAUUUCACCACGCCAAAGGAAAGUUUCAGCGGCCCUCAAGUUAAUCAAUGAGAUACUUGAUGAGCUGAUUGCAAUAUGCAAGAGAAUGGUAGAUGAAGAAGAGCUAAAUUUUCAUGAGGAAUACAUGAACGAACAAGAUCCAAGUAUUCUUCACUUCCUGUUGGCAUCAGGAGAUGAUGUUUCUAGCAAGCAACUUCGUGAUGACUUGAUGACAAUGCUCAUAGCUGGACAUGAAACGUCAGCUGCAGUUUUAACAUGGACAUUUUAUCUGUUGUCCAAGGAGCCGAGUGUCUUGUCCAAGCUCCAAAGUGAGGUUGAUUCUGUUCUAGGAGAUCGAUUUCCGACAAUAGAAGACAUGAAGAAGCUCAAGUACACAACUCGAGUAAUUAAUGAAUCUUUGAGGCUGUAUCCUCAACCGCCUGUUUUAAUUCGACGAUCUCUAGAGAAUGAUGUUCUUGGAAAGUACCCCAUAACAAGGGGUGAAGAUAUAUUUAUUUCUGUGUGGAACCUGCAUCGAAGUCCUCAUCUAUGGGAAGAUGCAGAAAAGUUCAACCCUGAAAGAUGGCCUUUAGAUGGACCCAAUCCAAAUGAGACCAACCAAAAUUUCUGUUACUUGCCAUUCGGUGGAGGACCACGAAAAUGCGUAGGGGACAUGUUUGCAUCAUUUGAGAGUGUUGUCGCUGUUGCUAUGCUUGUUCGGAGAUUCAACUUUCAAAUGGCACUUGGGGCACCUCCAGUUAAGAUGACAACAGGAGCAACGAUCCACACAACAGAAGGGUUGAAGAUGACUGUCACACCAAGAAUAAAACCUCCCAUAAUACCAAAGUUGGAUACGCCUGCUGUGACAGUAGAUGCACCUGUAAAUGUUUCCAGUGAGGAACCCCAGCUUGGUCAGAAAGGUGAAGUUUCUGCUGCCCAUUCCUCCUGAUUUCUACCAUCAGAUACAUAUCAUGGACAUGUGAUACGAAAAGAGAAAAAGAAAACCCAAAAACCUAUUUACCCACUCCUCUUGUUCUUAUUAUAUAUAUGUAUAUAUAAUAUAUAUUUUUAUUUAAACUGUUCUAAUCAGCUUUGAAUUAAUACUUCUCUUAAUAUUUUAUUUAAAUUUAAAAUUUGUGCAAUAUGAGAUAAAAUUUUGAAUUCAA
Messenger RNA from Manihot esculenta (cassava), 2245 nucleotides. Its product is annotated as protein LUTEIN DEFICIENT 5, chloroplastic. The record is from RefSeq and is a predicted model, not a curated record. Gene Ontology annotation, molecular function: heme binding; oxidoreductase activity, acting on paired donors, with incorporation or reduction of molecular oxygen; iron ion binding. The transcript has 16 exons. Gene Ontology annotation, biological process: xanthophyll biosynthetic process. The coding region runs from base 130 to 2028 and encodes 632 amino acids. Gene Ontology annotation, cellular component: chloroplast. NCBI's taxonomy places the organism in Eukaryota, Viridiplantae, Streptophyta, Magnoliopsida, Malpighiales, Euphorbiaceae.